Molecule: messenger RNA, 1698 nt
Organism: Phytomonas sp. Hart1
Lineage: Eukaryota; Euglenozoa; Kinetoplastea; Trypanosomatida; Trypanosomatidae
Source: the annotation of a GenBank genome assembly
AUGAAACACAAUAUUUUAUCAGGGACUACAAAUCUUCACCCAGCUCUCGCAUUUCAUCAGGAAGUACUUAGCAUUUCGAAGUGGAUUGCCAUUCGGGAUGAGUUUAUGGAGGUACUAAGUAAUCCAUACAAUCGAAUUACAUGGAACGAAAAGGAUAAGCUAUGGCGCCAUAGUCGAGAAGCACUAGGAAAAUGGGUUUUGUCGCAGGUAGCACGUUGUAAGGUUAAUGAUGUGCCUGGUGGAUUUUUUUCUUUUAUCGUUAAACCAGUAUCCAAUCCGAAUGGUAAAGAAGACUUUGAUAAAUUUAUACUCAAGCUUCCUUCAGAGCUAUAUAACGAACAGCUAAUCCGUGAUUUAUCUUUGAAGAGCGAUGGAGCACACAAGCCUGUUGUAAUUGGGAGGAUAAAGGAUCUUCUAAAUGAUUUUGACCUAUAUGGGCGCUGUUUUUCAGCCUACAAGUCUGUACAGGAGCAAUUAGUAGGACUUAAUUCCAGUACUUCUGAUAUCUAUGCUCCAGAUCUCCGAAAAGUGAGCGAAGACAACAAUUCUCGAAGUAACUAUCAAAAGCGCAUCCAAGGUUUGGUAGCGCAAAUAACUGCUGUGCGGCCACGGGGUUCGCAGAUGCGGAAAGAAUAUCCCCCCUGCCCAUCCGCGUCGAUCCCGUGGGUCGUGUGGGAUAAACUUUUUCGCAGCUAUGAAGUCUUCGGACCUGCUUUUGAUGGACACUACUUUGCGUCUUUUUCGCGAGAUCAGUGCUUUACCUACCGUGCCGCCACUGCUGCGCUGCGCUACGAAGUUGGGCUCUUCACGGGCUCACUGCAGCUCUGCGCCGACGUCGCCCUUAAGCGACAUCUCGAUUUCCGAGGCUACCAUGUAAUAGAUCUCUGCUCAUCCCCCAUUAAUGCUUAUAUGGACUUCCCUCAGAUGGGGUCGUUCAGGCCGAAGGUGGAUUCGUCAUCCGGGGCUCCAGCACCCAGAUUGACCCAAGAAGGGUGCCUCAAUCAUGAUAAAAAGGUUAUCGUGCCGAAUCGCUUCUGCUCGGCCUUUUAUGAUACGGAUUCGUACUUUGGAAGCAUCGGGAAUGCGCUCAAUGUGGAUUCUGCUUCCUUGUACGAUUUGUGUUCGGAAGUGAACCUGCCCCAAAGGCCUCUACUCCUGACGUUGGAUGUACCAUACGAUGAAGAUAUCUGUGAGCUACUCUUUCAAAAGCUAGCUAAAGAUAUUCAGAAUAUAGCGGCGGCGAAGGAAAUCAAAUUAUCGGUAGACUAUUUGUUGGUAAUCCCACUUUGGUGGGAUGUGCCUAUGUUGAUUAAGAAGCACAUCUUCAUGGACGAUGCUUCGGAAUUGCCAAAGGAGCGCGGGGAGGUAACCUCCGAUAAGGAAAAAUUCCUUGCAAACAUUAUAGCAGAGCAUUCCGCAGUGCUCAACCAGGGGUACCGGGUUACGCAAAACUGGACAGAAACCCUUGGAGCCGCCACGCGUGGAGUUUCCCAAACUUCUAACCAAAGCACCGACGACUCAUGGGUUGUAUUUGACGGCGUUUUUUUUGGAAAAUCCUAUCCGUACUUCUGCGCUUCCACCAACCGCCCGUUGCGUGGGGUAACCAUGACUGAGGUGAUUGGGCUGAGGCAACCCCGUUCUUCCGAUAAGGGAGGUUUGUUGCUAAAGGAGGUGCUGCAUGAGUUCUAUGACAUUUAA